Penicillium alfredii is the source of this 1320-nucleotide messenger RNA. Its product is annotated as putative MFS monocarboxylate transporter. Gene Ontology annotation, cellular component: fungal-type vacuole membrane. Gene Ontology annotation, molecular function: transmembrane transporter activity. NCBI's taxonomy places the organism in Eukaryota, Fungi, Ascomycota, Eurotiomycetes, Eurotiales, Aspergillaceae. The record is from RefSeq and is a predicted model, not a curated record. The coding region runs from base 1 to 1320 and encodes 439 amino acids. The transcript is spliced from 3 exons. Gene Ontology annotation, biological process: transmembrane transport.
AUGGGCAUGCAGACAGAAGAAAAACCUCCGAACAAUGACCCAAUAACAGCCUCGUCAGCAGCCAAAUCCGCCGAGACGCCCGACGCCAUCCAUAAAUCGCGGCUUAAUGGUGGCCUGCACGCUUGGCUGAGUGUGCUGGCGUGCUUCUGUGUCUUUGUCAAUUCCUGGUGCGCAAUGGGCUUGUUGACCACCUAUGGCGCCUUCCAGGAAUACUACCAGACCGUGCUGCUGCCAGGGGAGUCGCCGUCAGCCAUCUCCUGGAUCGGCAGCAUCCAGGCGACUUUGAUCCCGAUGGUCGGGCUGGUGACGGGCCCACUGGUAGACUCGGGGUAUCUGCGCCCGCUGAUUCUGUCUGGCAGUUUCUUGAUCGUCUUUGGGAUGAUGAUGACGAGUCUGGCGACGGAGUACUAUCAGGUGCUACUGGCGCAGGGCUUCUGUGUCGGCAUGGGCGGUGGCAUCUCGUACAUCCCCGCGCUGGUGGUCGUCUCCAUACACUUCACGACCAAGCGGCCCAUCGCCAUCGGCUGCGCUUCGAUCGGCUCGAGUGUGGGGGCCGUCAUCUUCCCGGUGAUGUUCCGCCAGCUGCAGCCAAAGAUCGGAUUCCCUUGGGCGGUGCGCUGUAUCGGGUUUAUCAGCUUGUUUCUUUCACUCGUCGCAUGCGCGAUUCUGUGUCGGCGGCCAGGCCACAAGACUCGUGCCCGCAGCCUGAUCGACUGGAAGGCCUUCCGCGAGCCCGCGUUCAUGCUCUUCUCGAUGUCGCUCACAUGCGUCAUGCUGGCAUACUACGUCCCCAUCUUCUAUGUUGCCUCGUACGCGCGUACCAUUGUGCAGACCACCACGAGCUUGGGCUUUUACAUGGUAGCCAUUGUCAAUGGCUCCUCGGUCGUCGGUCGCGUCGUGCCCUAUCUGCUUGUCGCCUAUGUCAAACCCAUCGCCAUCUUGAUCUUUUGCGUCACGGCCUCGGCUAUUGCCAUGUUCACUUGGAUCGCCGCCACCAGCACCCCCGGCUUUAUUGUUUGGGCGUGCUAUUGGGGAAUCCUGAGCGGCGUGCUAGUCACGGCUCCGACUUCGAUUGUUGCGCAUCCGGCAUUCUGUCCUGAUUCGAACUAUAUGGGAACUCGGCUGGGCAUGAUGUGGGGGAUUUCGUCGUUCGGGGCUUUGGCCGGCACACCUAUAGCUGGCGCGUUAGUGGAUUUGGACCAAGCUUACUUUUUACGCGCCCAGGUCUUUUCUGGGUGUAUGAUGGUCGGGGCUAUGCUGUUGCAGCUUUGGCCGACGUUUGUGGUGUUUCGCUAUGAUCGCAGCCACCCUCGUAGAUAG